Molecule: messenger RNA, 1223 nt
Organism: Xenia sp. Carnegie-2017
Lineage: Eukaryota; Metazoa; Cnidaria; Anthozoa; Malacalcyonacea; Xeniidae
Product: forkhead box protein D3-B-like
Exons: 1
Biological process (GO): regulation of transcription by RNA polymerase II; cell differentiation; anatomical structure morphogenesis
Molecular function (GO): DNA-binding transcription factor activity, RNA polymerase II-specific; RNA polymerase II cis-regulatory region sequence-specific DNA binding
Source: RefSeq, a predicted model, not a curated record
CGAAGAAAAAAUCACAGAACUUCUUUAAUAUUAAAAGAAUCGCGAGAACCAGAGGACACAAGUGAAAGCAGUGAAACGAUCAAACAUCCUGAUGAAGAUGUCGAUACUAAACCAUCACACUCCUAUAUAGCUCUUAUAGCCAUGGCUAUAUUAAGUAAGCCCAGUAGAAAGGUAUUAUUGGGCGAUAUUUACAGCUAUAUUUCAGAGAACUUUCCCUACUAUCGUAGCAAAGAUAAAAGUUGGAGGAACAGCAUUCGACAUAAUCUUUCUCUCAAUGAAUGUUUCAUAAAAGCAGGUCGAAGUGAGAAUGGUAAAGGGAAUUACUGGGCAAUACAUCCAGCUAAUGUUGAAGAUUUUGCCAACGGUGAUUUCCGACGAAGACGAGCAAGACGUCGCGUGAGGAAAAGUCAUUCAGCCUUAUGUACGAGAUACGCUCCGUUUCCCUUUCAAAAUCAUCCUUUCUACAGAACAAUCGAUCCGUAUUUACAGUCGUACUAUCUUACUCCGUUUAAUUUACCACACUGUGUACGCAAAAGUAACUUUCCUGUUGAGAACUUGAUUAGAGCAUCAAUGGACUAUAUACCAUCAAACAUAAUCGAAUGUAGUCCUCGUUCCGAUAAUAUCUGUCAAUCUGCUCUCCUUCGAGCAGGCUGUCAGACUUCAAGGAUACCUUAUGUAUCAACGGCCGUUUCAACGCAACCUGCUGUAAUCACAACGAAUUCAAUCACGAGAAGCAACGACAUUCCAACUGAAAGUUGGCAAGACACUUGGAGGAAGCUAAAAGCUCAAUUUAAUCAAAAUCAGAAAUAGAACAACGCGAAGUUGUAUUCAUUGAACAAGGAAAUAUUUAUGAAUAGUGAACAUAGGUUUUUAUAUUUUGCCUUUGGGGUGAAUAUUGUUCAAUAAUCAAUAUAGAUAUAUGUAUAUUAUAUAUUGCUGUUUUGUUAAAACGUACUGAUUGGUCUUUAUCUCGAUCGACAUAUCGUUACAAAUAUUUAUCCUCGCCAAUAUUGACACUUAUACAAGUUUAUUAAAAUGAAAACAUAAAUUAAAGUUUAUAUGUACAUUUUAUUUGUUGAAAUAUACAAUGUAAUUCAAUAGUAUACAAUAACAAAAAAGCGUGUAUGGUGUUGUCGAUAGAGCUUUGUUGUUUUAAACGUUUUAGCUUUAUUAUUUUAAAUUGAGAGAGCACAAACUCAAAAUAACAAAAUUAUUUACCAGUC